GACUCCGUGAAGAGUGCUGCAAAAGCAGUCGCUGGGAACCUGUUCAGCUUGUAUGCAGACAAGCCCAGUGGCGGGGGAAUUAAAAUCUUGAGCGGAAUUCCGGGUCUUCUAACAUAUCCUCCAUACUACUGGUGGGAAGCUGGUGCCAUGUUUGGACAGUUCAUUGAUUAUUGGUAUUACACCAACGACACAACCUAUAAUGAUGCAGUCAGAGACGCGAUUCUGUUCCAAAUAGGCGUACAAGCAGAUCUUAUGCCCUCGAACCAAAGCAAAGACGAAGGAAACGACGACCAGCUCUUCUGGGCCUUCUCUGUAAUGUCCGCCGCCGAACUCGGAUUCCCGAACCCUCCUUCCGACAAACCUGGCUGGCUCGCUCUCGCGCAGUCUGUCAUGAACCAACUCAUAAAGCGCUGGGACACUACUCAAUGCAAAGGCGGCCUCCGCUGGCAAAUAUACCAAUGGAUCGGCGGGUAUAAUUACAAGAACAUUGCUGCGAAUGGCGGCAUGUUCCAAUUGGGCGCGAGGUUGGCAAAGUAUACCGGGAAUGCGACGUAUGCAGAGUGGGCAGAGAAGGCGUUUGAUUGGCUUAUGCAGAGCCCAUUGUUAACGAAGGAUAUGCAAGUCUAUGAUGGGACGGAUGUGUUGAAGGGAUGCGUGGAUGCGGAUCAAAUGCAAUGGACGUAUAAUUACGGCAUCUUGAUUGCUGGGACAGCAUACAUGUACAACUACACAAACGGCAACUCGACCUGGGGUGAUCGCCUCUCUGGUUUCCUAUCCCACAUCCCAAUAUUCUUCCCCAAAGACCAAAAAGGCGUCAUGGUGGAAGUAGCUUGCGAGGUCAACCAGAAAUGCGACACAGACCAAUGGUCCUUCAAAGCAUCCUUCUCCCGCUGGCUAGCCGUCUGUGUACAACUCGCACCCUUCACCUCCGCACAGCUCACCCCCCUCCUCCAAGCCUCUGCCAAAGCUGCCGCCAAGCAAUGCAACGGCGGCAAAUCCGGCACCAUGUGCGGAAGCCGCUGGUAUUACGACAGCUAUGACGGGAAUGGCGGGGUCGGCCAAGAAAUGAGUGCACUGGGGAUUAUUCAGAGUAAUCUUAUCAGCCAAUCCAGACCGCCGUACUCGGCGGAUAAUGGGGGAACGAGCAAGGGGAAUCCAGCGGCGGGGACAGGGGAGAGCCAAAGGCCGAAGGAUGCGCCGAAGGUGGUUACAACGGGGGAUAAGGCUGGCGCGGGGGUUUUGACGGCGUUGGUAUUGGGGUUUACGGUUGGGGUUGGGUGGUGGCUGAUUUCUUGA
This is a messenger RNA of Lindgomyces ingoldianus, 1296 nucleotides long. Its product is annotated as mannan endo-1,6-alpha-mannosidase. The annotation marks the transcript as partial. The transcript is spliced from 3 exons. The record is from RefSeq and is a predicted model, not a curated record. Gene Ontology annotation, biological process: fungal-type cell wall biogenesis; carbohydrate catabolic process. Lineage: Eukaryota; Fungi; Ascomycota; Dothideomycetes; Pleosporales; Lindgomycetaceae. Gene Ontology annotation, molecular function: mannan endo-1,6-alpha-mannosidase activity.